AUGGGAGAACCGGACGACCCGAAGGAGGAGUUGGAGUUCUACUUCAAGCUGGCAAACCCGCUGGCGCUGAGCCUGCCCGAUGCCGAUGAGAAGGCGCGCGCCGCGGCGUGGCUGCGCCGGCUGGGCGAGGAGGAGGCGGGCCCGCUGCGGAUGCGCGCCGACUACCUGCGCCUGCUGGUGUUCGCGCUGCAGCGGCGGCGGCUGGUGGGCGUGUUCGCGGCGCCGCCCGACGCCUCGCAGCCGCUGCAGCCCUUCCAGGACGGCGCCUCGGUUCGUGGCAGCUGCCGCCACGUGCAGACUCUGCCGCCUGACCGCCCCCGCCCCGGCCUUUGUGCGCAGCCGGCCCCCAAGGAGCGCAGCCGGCGGCGGUCGGCCCCCGGCCAGCUGCAGCCGUGCCCCUGCUCGCCGGACUCGCCGCCCCCGCGCUCGCCGCUGGCCAGCUCCACGCCCUGCGACUGCCGCCCGCCGGCGCCGCCGCCGGUGCGCGUCGCGUGCCCGGCCGCCUCCGUCUCCGCCCCCGCGGCGAACCCGUGCGAGUGCCCGCCGUCGCCGGCGCCGGCGCAGCCGUGCCGCUGCUCGCCGCCCAUCAUCACGCCCUGCCCGGGCGCCUACGAGUCCUCGUCCUACGAGCUGGACGACGAGGACACGGACCAGAUGGUCUUCUCCUGGAUGGACAAGCCGGCCGUCAGCGCCGCUGCCCAGGACGCGGCUCUGCGCGCUCUCUCCGACGCGUGCGACGACUCCAGCGUCCGUUUUGCGCCGCUGUGGAAGUCAGAAGAGUCUGGCUUCGAGCCCAUGGAGUGGGACUCGUACCACAGGGCUCAUUUCCGGCCGAACAGGGCCGCCGAGUACCGAGGUGGCCCCGUGUACACGACGGCGAGCCGCAUGGCGGUGCGGCGGUCGGCGGAGCGGCUGGCCGACGGCUCGGUGGUGGCGACGGAGGAGCGCACGACGGCGGGCGCCGCGGCGCGCGUCUCGCCGCCCCCGGCCGGCUCGUGCCCCGCCGUGACGCCGCCGCGCAGCACCGGCGCCGCCGUCGGCACCGCGACGCGCCGCGUCACGUGGACGCCGCCGCCCGCCACCUCCACGCCGUGCGAGUGCGCGCCCGCCUCCCGCCGCCUCGCGCUGCCCUACUCGCCGCCCUCGCCCGUCGGCGCCGGCUCGCCCUGCCGCCGCAUCAGAUACGACGCUAGGAAAGAAAGAGCAGGGAGUGAGGCGACGUGUGCACCUCCCGCCCACAGGACUAGGAGCCCGACGUCCAGCAUGACGCCGGACAGCCUGGAGACUUCGCGCGCCCUCCGCAGCGCGUCGCUGCGGUCGCCGCGCCGCAGCCUCUCCGCCGAGAGCAUUGUGCCGUGCCCCGCCAGUGGGCGGCAGUUGGACAGCGUGUCGCCGCCCUCGGCUCUGCGCUUCAGCGGCAGCGCCGGCCUCUCCAGGAGCCCGCGAGCAGGCCGCACGCUGUCGCCGUGCCCGGCGUCGCAACGCCGCACGCCGUCGCCACUCGCCGUGUGCCCGGCGGCCCGCGGCAUCGACAGCAUGAGCCCGCCCUCUGCGCUGCGAUUCUCUGGGAGCGGCGGCCUGUCCCGCGAGGUACCCUGCCCCUCCUACAGCCAGCGCUCCCCUUCUCCGCCGCCCUGUUCGCCGGACCCGUACGCCAACAUUCGGCGGCCCAAGCGCUUCUUCUCGCCACUACGAGGUGAGCCUCUGCUGAUGCGUCUGCCACUGUGUUCACCUAUGCCGGCGCACGCCGACCCCGCCGCCGUGUGCGCCAUCCCCAUGCGCGCCUGCACCCUGUGCACCAUUCCCAUGCGCACCUCCGCCCUGUUCGCCAGCGCGUAG
Molecule: messenger RNA, 1839 nt
Organism: Schistocerca piceifrons (Central American locust)
Lineage: Eukaryota; Metazoa; Arthropoda; Insecta; Orthoptera; Acrididae
Product: serine/arginine repetitive matrix protein 1-like
Exons: 12
Coding region: 1-1839 (612 amino acids)
Source: RefSeq, a predicted model, not a curated record